Prunus armeniaca (apricot) is the source of this 954-nucleotide messenger RNA. NCBI's taxonomy places the organism in Eukaryota, Viridiplantae, Streptophyta, Magnoliopsida, Rosales, Rosaceae. The record is from the annotation of a GenBank genome assembly.
AUGGGUUUUCGCUCAAUUCCUAGAACAUUUGCGUAUGCUCUCGCCCUCACUGUGCUACUCAUCUUUACCGUUUCUGCUCAGGAGUCUGGGGUUGAAGCUGAGAGGGGAGACUCUAGUGGAUCCAAAGAUCUCGGUCGUCGUAGCAAGAUUAAUUUGGGCUUUCUUGAAGUUAAUGCUCUUGGACGCAAGAAUGAGGUUGAUGCACUUGCUCUUGGUCUCAAUGUGGACUCUGGUCUUGGAAUUUUCGAUGCCUUUAUAGCAAGCUUGUCAAUGAUACUAGUCAGUGAGAUCGGAGAUGAAACAUUUAUAAUAGCAGCUCUUAUGGCAAUGCGUCAUCCCAGGUCAAUUGUCCUAUCUGGUGCACUCACUGCCUUGGUUAUAAUGACGGUACUUUCCACUGGACUUGGUAGGAUUGUGCCAAACUUGAUAUCAAGGAAGCAUACAAAUAGUGCAGCUACAGUUCUUUAUUUAUUUUUGGGCUGCGUUUACUUUACAUUGCUUGGAGAUCAGAUCCAAAAUCUUCCCAGAAGAAAGAAAUGGAAGAAGUAUCAGAUAUACUUAUUCUCCUUCACCUCUGUUAUUCCUGCUGAGGAAUGUGAAAGCACUAGGUGUUUAGGAGAAGUAGAAGAGAAACUUGAGUCUGGACAGGGGAAGACAACCUUCCGCCGUUUCUUUUCCAGAUUUUGUACACCAAUCUUUUUGGAGUCAUUCAUUCUAACGUUUUUAGCUGAGUGGGGAGAUCGUAGCCAAAUAGCGACAAUUGCUCUGGCAACCCACAAGAAUGCACUCGGAGUAGCGGUAGGUGCGACACUAGGGCACACCAUCUGCACGUCUGUGGCUGUGGUGGGAGGGAGCAUGCUGGCAUCCAAAAUCUCCCAACGCACUGUUGCUACAGUUGGAGGCUUGCUAUUUCUAUGCUUCUCCGUAUCAUCGUAUUUUUAUCCUCCUCUAUAA